Dermacentor andersoni is the source of this 2937-nucleotide messenger RNA. It is a transcript of the gene PIG-H, whose product is annotated as Phosphatidylinositol glycan anchor biosynthesis class H. The record is from RefSeq and is a predicted model, not a curated record. NCBI's taxonomy places the organism in Eukaryota, Metazoa, Arthropoda, Arachnida, Ixodida, Ixodidae. Gene Ontology annotation, biological process: GPI anchor biosynthetic process. Gene Ontology annotation, cellular component: glycosylphosphatidylinositol-N-acetylglucosaminyltransferase (GPI-GnT) complex.
UGGCGGCGUCCUGUAGCAGCCCGGACUGCUUUGCUGUUUAAAUGGUUUGAUCACCUUAUGAUGAUUUGCUCGCCGCGUUCGCACACCUUAAUGUAAUCUGCAAGGAUGACUCACAGCAUAAGAGACACGGCCGGCAGAAAAUCUGCGACGGCAAAACCGACCGUCAACGGCAAUGCAGUCGGGUCAUCGUCGAUAUUCCCGUGCGAAAAUGUCAGGGGCGAGCCGCUGGACUUUUGUGCCAUUAAUUACGGCAAAAACUUAGUCCAGGAAUAUAUAUUUCGACACCAAACCUUCAACACUAAACGAUGGCUUGUCUUAACGCCUGUUUUUCUCCUAUGUUUUCUCCACUUCGGGCUCCAUACGAGAGGAGUCGACAUUCUCGGUCUGUCUCUCAUCGUGUUGUGUCUACUCCUGGUUGUGAAGCUUCGGCGCCGUGUGAAAGAAGAAUCGCUCCUGGUGAUGAGGUCGCUAGGUCUGCAGACCACGACGACAUUCGUGACCGGCAGGCAAGAGUCGCGGUUUAUCAACAGCGAAAGCAUUGAAGACGUCGUGAUUUCGGAAGCAAUAUCCAUGCACAGCGUCAUCUUUUACUUGGUUAUAUUGCUCCACAACGUAGAUUCCAAGGUUCCCAGCCUGGUGCCUUUAUUUCAAAACACCAUGCCAAGGCUCGACGCCCUGAAGAUGGUUUACCGUGGCAUCCAUGACUCAUCUUGGAGCCUGCAACAGUGAUGCCGCAUAUGCAUGCAGUAAUCGGAACUGCCGCCAUCACCUUUUGCUGGCAACCUGCUGUUGACCAAGUCUGUCAGCGCCUUGCAACCACUUGCCAUAUUGACUUAUGUGUUGAUCGUUUUACCAUUUUGGGGGCACUUUUCACCGUAGCCGCUUUAGAUGCCGCUCGUGAUCAGUGACGUCCCACCCUUCUUAUUUACUUAUUUAUAAAAAGCCCAUCCUUUUAAAGUUGUGAAAUUGCCAAGUUCUUAAUCUAGCUUUUCGUGUAAUCAACUGGAAAUAUUUACAUGCUUUUCAUGUCUAGUACAAACUUGGAACAUAUCGCUUGUGUGUGUACUGUCCACCUUGUAGCGGAAGGGGCUGCUUCAUUGUGCCACUUAAAAAGUAGGAAGCUUGAAUGGUCACUCAGCUAUCGAAAGCUUAGCCUUACCUUAAACAGGUACUGACGUCGAAAUUUUAGCUUUGCUGCCUGAUAACUCAUUGCAUUAACAUAUCAUGAACCACACUCUAAAAUUAUCAAGCAUCAGUUUCACUUCUUGCUUUCUUUCUCUCUCUUUCUUUUUCUUCAUCAUCAUCAUCAUCAUCUUUUUUUUUUUUUUUUUUUUUAACUGAAUGGUUCUAUUUCCUGAACACAUUAUUUUGCAACCCUGUGUAGACAUUUGUGAUAGUAGAUUGUGCAGUCUUUGAUAAUGGGGACACCUCACUUCUCAUUCUGUACAGCUCUUGAGACCACAGCUUGGACAUUUGUGUCUUGUACACAGCAUGGUAACCACACUGCACUUCAUAGCCUGUCAUGUGAUGCUGCUGUGUGUCUCCUUAGGUUCACCAUUUUGAAGAACUGAAAGCACAUUGUAAAGGUUCAUGUUAUAAGCUAACUGUUGUGAAUUGGUAAACUGAGCCUCUUAAUUCAUGGUAAUAAUUAUGAAUUAUCAUAAUUAUCAUAAUAAUGAUAAUAAAUGGAGGCAUGCCAUAGCAGGGGGCUCUGGAUCCAUCAUAACCACUUGGAGAUCUUUAAUGUGCACAUAAGUCUAAAUACACAAAUAUUCUUCCAUUCUUCCUUCAGCCAUUGCAGCCAAGAUUUGAACCUGCAGUCUUGCGUUCAUGGCUGAACGUCACAUCCGCCAUAGCGGAACCACAGUGGUGGGUAUGACAAAUGAUUGUAAGCAAGGCAACCCAAAGAAUGAAAAAAUCGCUACUGUAUUAAAGUUUUCAAGUGGUCACUACAGGCAAACACUUAAGUCUGGAUAGGGUGGUAGAUACCAUAUUUACUUAAUAAUAAUGUGCGCUCGAUCUUUAAUGGCCAGAAAUGGGAAGUGCAAUGCUCUUGAUUGUAACUACACACUGAUUUUCAUAUUUACAAAAAAUGUGAAAUGCAAUAUGCUUGAUUUCACCCUAGUUUCAUCCUAAGAGAGAGGAAUACCAACUUGUUCUCAUUUCAAAAAAAAUAAAAUUUAGAGCUCAACUCUGAAGUCAUACGAUGUGCUAUUCAGACAUCAGCUGCGGAUGGUGUCCAUUGAUGAUGCACAAACUUCCAGCACUCGCACCUUCCUUUGAAAUUGGAAGGUUGGAUCCGAGAUUUGAGGGUGUUGCUUUGACCCCACUAAAUGCAGUUUUGGUUUCUCAAUUCUAACAUACAUGUCAUACUGUAGUGAAUUUUUUUAUUAAAGAAACAUCACGUUCAAAUUGAGCCAAUGUGGUAAUUCUCCUGAAAAUCAAUUAUGCACUUGUUCUAUGCCAAGAGAUGACUCAAGUCAUAGAAUUGUUAUGGACCCGUUGCAGUAGCUGGUUAUGACAUGCUGAUGAGCUCAUCGUUGCGCGUUCAGUUUUGGACGCAUUUUGAUAAGGGAAAGAAAAUAAAAAAUAAAGCGCUCUUGUACUUGGAUUUAAGUGGAUGUUGAAGGGACACAAAAGAGAAAAAAAUAACUUCACCUGUAUUAAUGAAAAACCCUUCUACAAUACCAAGAAUGUCACUCUUACCAUUAGGGGAGGCUUGGUAAACCAGAAAAGACACAAAAACUGAAGAUGAAUGGCUAGCAGUAAACAGCGCCAAACAACAGGACGAAGAGAGGGACACAGACCACAGCGCUGACUAACAACUAAGUGUCCUUAUUUUUUCAGUCGGCAUAUACAAUACCGCUAUAUCAUAGCACAGAAGCAACAGCAUUCAGCAAGCGCAGGGGCGAAAAUUGCAAUCAAUGCGAAAGAAAG